Herpailurus yagouaroundi (jaguarundi) is the source of this 5885-nucleotide messenger RNA. RefSeq names its product membrane associated ring-CH-type finger 8 (gene MARCHF8). Bases 513 to 2222 code for a protein of 569 amino acids. NCBI's taxonomy places the organism in Eukaryota, Metazoa, Chordata, Mammalia, Carnivora, Felidae. The transcript is spliced from 9 exons. The record is from RefSeq and is a predicted model, not a curated record. Gene Ontology annotation, molecular function: zinc ion binding.
CACGGCUCUGGGUCGCGGCCUCGGCGCGGAGCCAGCCGAAAAGUGGCAGCGACCCCGGGCUGUGGGCCCUUCCGCCCCGGCUGCUCGAGGCUGCCCGAGGCUACUCUCCGGGCCGCGCCGAACCGAGGGCCGCAGGAUCCGUGGGGGGCGCUGAGGACCCCGGGCUGCCAGCGUGGAGUCCCAGUUGAAGCCUGGCCUGGCCCUUGCGGGCUGGGAGACCUUGGCCAAGUCAGCCUCAGCCCUCGCCCUGGCCUGAGUUUCCACAUCUGUAAUGAAUGUCUGGACUAGAUGAUCUGUGAGGACCUGCCACUUCUGACGUGUGUGAUCUCGAGACACCCGCAUACUUUGGAAGCUGCCAGAGGGAAUACUUAGUUUCUGCUAUGAAGUAGUCUUUGAAGAAAUAUACGUGGAGGAGCAAGCCCUUGGGGAAAAAGCUUGAAGUCCAUGGCCCAAAAUGACUCUACCACUGGAGACUCUGUUCAGUAGAGAAGACACCCAGACAGGAGGCUGGGAUGAGCAUGCCACUGCAUCAGAUCUCUGCCAUUCCAACCCAGGAUGCCACCUCUGCUAGAGUCUACAGAAGUAAGACCAAAGAAAAGGAGAGGGAAGAGCAGAAUGAGAAGACUUUGGGACAUUCCAUGAGUCAUUCAAGUAACAUUUCUAAGGCUGGGGGUUCUUCGUUGGCGUCGGCUCCAGUGUCCGCCUUCUCUCGCACUUCUGUCACGCCAUCCAAUCAGGACAUCUGCAGUUCCAGUGCAGUGUGUUCUGAGUGUUGUCACCAAAGUCCCGUGCAGUCUGCCGUUGUCUUGAAAGCUCCUCAAUGCCAGAGUUCUCUGACACAAGGGCUCACUGUGACAGUUAUCUGUAAAGACACAUUGUCAAAGAGAAAUUCCUGUGGUUCAGAAUGGACCCAGGCCUUGAAGCCUGCUGACAAUACCAAAGCCAGAAGAAUACUAAAGUUCUCAAAAUCCCUAAACGAUGUGGGUGAGAAAACCCAGAACACUUCGGAAAGUUUUGACUAUGUGGAAAGAACUCGCUCCGAAGGGAAAUUGAUACUCCCUCAAGAUCCAGGUCUCAGGAUUAACAGGUUCCAUCAGAAGGAGAAAAAAGCGCAGCAUCACAAACCUCUUGGCAGUUCCAAACAUUCUUGCGUUUCAUCCCUUUCUGCCAACCGUUCAGUUGCCUCAGAGGUGGAAGCUGGCAAGGGGGGCAUCCACGUCCCUCUUUUGGAAGAGAGAGCGGAUGCUGAAGCUGUGUCCAGGAGCCGGCGACUGCUCCGGUACCUGUUCUCGCUCUCGCACGGCUCGAGCGCCAGCAGCCUGCACAGGUUCCAUGAGCUGGAGGGCUGUGCCGCGCCCCUGCACACCGCCAAGUCCUCCAGCGGGCUGGCAGGGAGCAUGGGCUUCUGCUCCGAUGAAAUGGGAGACGACGAUGUCUUUGAGGACAGCGCAUCUGCAAAAUGGAAGAACAAGGUCCUGCGGGCACCCCUCUGCUCAGUGGAGAAGGACAGUGACCUGGAUUGUCCUUCUCCCCCCUCUGAAAAAUGCCCCCCCAUAUCUCCUGUAUCCACAUCAGGGGAUGCCUGCAGGAUCUGCCACUGUGAAGGGGAUGACGAGAGCCCUCUGAUCACCCCCUGCCGCUGCACAGGGAGCCUCCACUUUGUGCACCAGACCUGCCUGCAACAGUGGAUCAAGAGCUCCGACACGCGCUGCUGUGAGCUCUGCAAGUACGAGUUCAUCAUGGAGGUCAAGCUGAAGCCUUUGAGAAAAUGGGAGAAGCUGCAGAUGACGGCCAGUGAGCGCAGGAAGAUCAUGUGCUCAGUGACAUUUCAUGUCAUCGCCAUCACCUGUGUGGUCUGGUCCUUGUAUGUGCUCAUCGACCGCACCACUGAGGAGAUCAAACAUGGACAGGCAACAGGAAUCCUAGAAUGGCCCUUUUGGACUAAAUUGGUGGUUGUGGCCAUCGGGUUUACCGGCGGACUUCUUUUUAUGUACGUUCAGUGCAAAGUAUACAUACAAUUAUGGAAGAGACUCAAGGCUUAUAACAGAGUAAUCUAUGUUCAAAACUGUCCAGAGACCAGCAAAACGAAUAUUUUUGAAAAAUCUGCACUAACAGAGCCCAACUUUGAAAAUAAAGAUGGACCUGGAACCUGUCAUUCCGACACAAACUCUUCUUGUUGGACAGAACCUGAAGACACUGGAACCGAAAUCAUUCAUGUCUGAUUUUGUGGAGGGUGUAGUUUUCCUGGACAUCGAUGAACAGCUGAAGGAAAUUGUUUACUGCCAACUCUGUACCUUUUUUUAUGUCCUUUAAUAGCAUAGACCAGGCAGGUGACUGUUUUUUUAAUGGCUUCUCUUUUUCUAAACCCUCCUUAGUGAAUCUCCCAGAAAGCCCUCACAUUGGCUGUGCGUGGCGGGGUCCCACUUCUGCCAGCACUUCCACGGGAAGGGAGGCCCCCGUGACACUGUGAGGGGUUGCUGGCUGGGUUCUGGCCCACGAAGCCUUGAGCAGUGAGAGAAUAAAAUGCCGGACCCUGAGAAGGGCAGGAGCCGGGUGGCACCCUGGCCUCAGCGCCCUGCCUCUCCCGGUCAGCAGCAGUCCCCCCACUGGAGCAGAGUGUGUGGGAAUGUCUAGUCAUGCCAGAGGAUUUCCCUCCUCACCAAGAAGAGCCUGGGGAGAUGAUGCUGCCACUGACGUUUCUCCUGAGCAGACCGGGCAGUGGUGCUCUGUGCAUGGUGGCGAGUGAUUCACUGAGCAAACAGCACUUUACAAAAAGAGAAUCUUUAUUUUGUAGUAUGUGUGUCCAGUGGGAUUGACAUUUAAAAGAACGUCUCAUUUAGAAGCCUUCCCUUCAUGACCCUGAUUACCUAUCUCUUUUACGUUAUGAUAGAUCUAAAACCCUUUUUGCCUUAUAUAUUCUAAGAAACCUGACAUCUGCUCUGUGUCCAUAAAAGGAACUUGUGGCUAUAAAACUGGAUAAACAGGCCUGAGGCUUUUUCAUAAUGUUUCAUGAGAAUUAGUGAACACCAGAUGGCAAUUUGAGCAUAGUUCCUGUGGUUUCAGGCCUAUUAUAUGGCAAGUCUUCAUGUCACAGGCCUGCCCCAAAUAUUUUUUUUUUUGUCAACACUGAAAAAGAAGGUUUUGUGAGAUCUAAACAAAAGGAAGGAAGUGAGUAAUUAGAACAAAACUGAAUGUUUAAAAAUGAUUCCUUUAUGGACAACCUCUCCGGUUCAUGCUGGCUUCACACUGACGGAGUGAGCACGCACUGCCCUGGUCUGGGGCACGCACACUGCAGGCACUCCUGGGCGCCGGCCACCUUGGACAGCUUCUCCUGGGGUGGCUCUGUGGAUCACUGCUCAGGGCAGAGAGACAGACGGGCUGGCUCUGGGACAAAGGCCAGGAGCGAGUAGCAAACUGCCAUGGCCCCACUGGGUCACUGCCCCCAGCCACACCUCCACCCAUUUAUCGCCUUAACCGGACUGGACAGCGAGGACCCUUUAGGGGCCCCUGGCCCUGUAAUCAGUUCGUUCUGUCAUCAGGGAUUAUCUCCUGUACCAUUUUCAUAAGACAAAACCAAACUCUCCACCAUCAAAUGGCCUUUGUCCCUUUAAAAAUUCUGCUUAAAGUUCUGUUUUUAAAAACCCGUUUCUCUGCACCAGGUAAAUAAGAGUCAUCUCCAGAAAAAUAGGCCAAGAGGGUCUGCAUUGUAACAUCAUCAUGCCCAGAAUACUUCCUCUCCAGGUGACUCUGCAUCUGCAGAGCCUCCUAUAAGGGGAAGGCUGCUUGGGUGGGGGAGGGGGUGUCCUGCUCUCAGCCCUCUGAACCUUAGGUGCCCCACCUGUCCUGUUUUGAGGAUGAAGCAAACACAAGAUGAUUCCUUUGCCUUUCAGACUGGAAGUGCUGUGGUUAGUUUUGAAAGCCAGGACGAGGCCGAAGUGUGUCUAAGCUCUGGGAAGGGCGUGUGGUAGCAGGCUUUGCCCUGCCACCUCCUCCCACCCAAAGUCUGACUCAUCAGGAUCACGGAUCCCUGUCUAAGGAUCUGCUCUGCCGUGGCCUUCCUCUGGUUGGGCAGGCACUAUCCAACCAUGGCAACCCCUGAAAAUAGGUCAGCCUGCUCUCGCUCUCUCGCGGUCUCUAUCGCGCUCUCUCUCGCCCUCUUGUCUCCCAGGCCGCAUCCGGUCCGCGCCUGUGUUCACUGUGCCCCAAGUGCAAUUACCCACACCCCUUCUCAGCCUGGGGACUCCAGGCAGCUACACGCUGUCCACUCAGGGGAGCUGAGUCCUGGUCAGCCCUGCCUCUACCCCUUAGAAACUGCCCAGGCAAGGCCUCUUGUCCCUGCCGUCUUCUUACAGCGAAUGAGUAGUCACGUGAAGACUGGGAUAGAAUUUUAAGUGAGAAUCCUUCCCCUCUCCCCUGAUGGAGGCCCUUAUGCUGAAGCUGAAAGUCACUGAGACUUCCUGCGGAUGGGAAAGUGUGCUUUAGGUAAGGAUAGCUGCUGGGCCGCCCACCUGUCAUGGCUGGCACCCCGUAGAGCAAAGGUGCCUUUAUAACCACGACUGCUGUGUUGCUCCCAUGCCUGACCAGGUUGUCACGUGAAACUCUUACUUCUUUUCAGGAAGGCCUAACACCAUCUCAUCACCUCCACCAAACUCCUAAAAGCCUUCUGCCUGGGGACAGUCCAUCCCACGUCCUUCUUUCCUGUGCUGGGAUGGCACACAGAUGUCCCCUUGCCUUUCUCUUUUCUUGUAGGUUCUAGUUGGGCUCCUCUCACCCUUUUCUUAGUCCCGGCUGGCCGUAUUCCCCGCCGACUGAACUGGGAAGCCAGAAGCCCUGGAAAGGUGCUGUGCUGCCAUCUAGUGGGGGAAGCAGAUCUGCCAGGUGUACCUUUAAUCCACAUCAGCUUGCCCUCUAGUUCUUUGGGGGUUAUUUAUUCCCUAGUCUCCCCGCCCCCUCCCAUUCUGCACCUGGCUUUGUGGGAGGAUGACACUUGGCUGAACCAGAAAUGUGGGAUGAGCCUGUGGGUCUGGGGGCCAGGCAAAGGGGAGAGGGAAGUGGCUCAGGGGUGUGGCCAGCUAGCUCCCUCUGAUUUGGCCUUUGCUUCCCCAAAAGGUGCAGUAUGGCUCGAGGGCUUCUGACUUUGGCCGCCAGCAAUAAUUUGUUUUCUUUUGUGCCCGAGUUGAUUUUAAGAAUUCCUGGAAACUAUAAAAAGGUCUCAUCCUGCUCCAGGCCUCUAUGUCUCCUCCCUUUUCACCUCCUUCCACCGUUUUCAAUCUUAUGGGUCUAGUUUUCAACCUUGCUGGCGUGCCCUCCCUGGCUCCAGACAUGCAGGCCCCAGGCAGUGGGCCAGCGCAAGCGCAUCAGGUAGUGCCUGCACAGUUAGGGCUGCUUCCGCCUCCUGGUGGGUCAGCCACACGGCUGGCGGAGGCCUGCAAACAGCAGGGCCGAGAUCCACGAUGCUGUGCACUUGGCCUGAUGCAAAGACACUUUUUGAAUACUUUCCCUUUUAGAUCUGAUUUGAAACAUGCAGCUUCCCUCUCCAGCCCAAGGAAAGACCGAAACAUAAGGGAAGAAAAGGAUUUAUCUUUGUUUUGGAAGUAAUUAAGUUGUGCAGCUAUUUACCUAUUUAGAUGCAACAUUUAUAGAAAGCUGAUCGUUAAUAAAAACCAAAUUUACACUGGCAUGUGUGGUGUAGUUUCUAAAAGACACUUCACAUUUGAAGACUUUCUUAACUUGGUAACUUUCUAGUUCUCUAAAUGUCUGGUUUUGUAUCCUUUUGUGUAUGUUCACUGUUUCUCAGUAUUACCACUUGAAUAAUUCUCUGGGGGGUUGUUUCUGUUAUAUACGGGGUGUCUUAUUGCAGCAAUAAAGCAUCUCUUUAAAAAGGA